AUGCCUGGAUUUCCUGAUGCGAAACAUGCAUUCGCAGUGAGCCUGCCAGGACCGACGCUCUACAGCGGUUUUCAGGUGUUCGGCAUUUUCCUGCUUGCCUUUUCCCCUGCUCUCGCUCUGACGGCCUGUGGCCUCAGAGUGUACAGCAGGCGUUUAUCACACGGACUCGGACUGGAUGACUGGUUGAUCUUUCUAGCGGCUGUGCUGGGGGUUCCGCAAGCUGUUUUCGCGACGUUGUUCAUACGAGCCGGAGGUUGGGGCAUCCAUGACGCCGACCUCCCGCCAGACAUUCCGUGGAACCAAGGGGCAUUCUGGGCUUACAUCAACCGCGUCUUCUACACGCCCCUGCUUGUUCUGGUGAAGAUCUCGGCCUUGCUGUUUCUGCUCAGGCUCGGUGGCACCAAGAGAUCUGUUCGUCUAGCAUGCAAUGCCCUAAUCUGCUUCUUGCUGGCCCAACUUCUCGCCUUCCUCCCCGCCACAAUCUUCAUGUGUGAGCCGAUCAAUUAUGCCUGGCUUGGUACGAGGCACGGUAGCUGCUUCCGGGGAGAUUACUUCACCGUGGCUCUUGCAUCCACCAAUAUACUCACCGACAUCAUGACGCUACUGAUACCCUUCAUCGUCUUCCUACACAUCAAAUUGGCCAACAGAGUCCGGUACGCGCUACUAGCCGUCUUCACGCUCGGCGCACUCGUCACGGUCACGAGCGUGCUGCGCCUGUACUAUGUGCUGAGGCUGUGGCAUCUCCACCCGGAGGACCAGCACUACUCGCUCGGCUACACGCUCAACACGGUCGAGGUCAACCUCGCCAUCGUCACCGCCACCAUCCCGGCCCUCUGGCCGCUCGGCCGCCUCUGGUUCCCCGCCGUGUUCGAGUCCAUGGGCAUCAAUCGGCCCUACCUCUACCCGGACAUUGAGGUGGGGUACGUACUGUCCCAGCCCCGUGCCAGUCGCCAGGAGGCGCGCGACAGCAGUGCGGCGGCGGCGGCGGCUGGGGGGGCGACGACGCCGCACGCGAAGCCCGCGCUGAGAGGCAAGAUAUUGUGGCUGCAACGGCCGCGGCCGCCCAGCUUUUUGCGCCCUUUUUCUUCCAGCGGCGGUACCGGCGGUACUGGUGCUAGCGAUGGCGCUGGUAUUGGGCUCACGGACAUCCGGGGUCAGAGGGUGUUCGGUGCGACGGCCGGACGGAGGAACCGCGCUGGCGUGGUGGCGGGUGGAGAUGAGGAGGACGGCUUUGAGGACUAUCACGAAAUGAUACGGCGGACCGAAGUUAGUCUCGUGCACGAGGAGGAUGUUGCGUCGACACAUCACGGGCCUUUGGGGAGUGAUGCGGCGAGGUCGAGUUCCGAGAUUAGGGGUUGA
Chaetomium fimeti is the source of this 1359-nucleotide messenger RNA. RefSeq lists its product as uncharacterized. The transcript has 5 exons. Lineage: Eukaryota; Fungi; Ascomycota; Sordariomycetes; Sordariales; Chaetomiaceae. Bases 1 to 1359 code for a protein of 452 amino acids. The record is from RefSeq and is a predicted model, not a curated record.